CUUAGAAGGGGAUGAUUCCCCAGUAACAUUCCCUGCCCUGAUCCAAGGUGCCCCUCAGCCUCCCUCCCAGGGAAGACUGCUUCUUGUGUGACGCGGGCCAUAGGAAGAAACCCCAAUGGACUUACACCGGGCAGCCUUCAAGAUGGAGAACUCAUCCUACCUCCCCAACCCGCUGGCAUCCCCAGCGCUGAUGGUCCUGGCGUCCACGGCUGAGGCCAGCCGAGAUGCUUCCAUACCUUGUCAGCAGCCACGACCAUUUGGUGUACCUGUCUCAGUAGACAAGGACGUGCAUAUUCCAUUCACCAACGGUUCCUACACCUUUGCCUCGAUGUACCAUCGGCAGGGUGGGGUGCCGGGCACCUUUGCCAAUCGAGAUUUCCCCCCUUCUUUACUACAUCUCCACCCCCAGUUUGCUCCCCCAAAUCUAGAUUGCACUCCAAUCAGUAUGCUGAAUCACAGUGGCGUCGGCGCUUUCCGUCCCUUUGCUUCCACUGAGGACAGGGAGAGUUACCAGUCAGCCUUCACGCCCGCCAAGAGACUGAAGAACUGCCAUGACACAGAGUCUCCCCACUUGCGCUUCUCAGAUGCAGAUGGCAAGGAAUAUGACUUUGGGACACAGCUGCCAUCUAGUUCCCCCGGUUCACUUAAGGUUGAUGAUACUGGGAAGAAGAUUUUUGCUGUCUCCGGCCUCAUUUCGGAUCGAGAAGCUUCAUCUAGCCCAGAGGACCGGAAUGACAGAUGUAAGAAAAAGGCAGCAGCAUUGUUUGACAGCCAGGCCCCUAUUUGCCCCAUCUGCCAGGUCCUGCUGAGGCCCAGCGAGUUGCAGGAGCAUAUGGAGCAAGAACUGGAACAGCUGGCCCAACUGCCCACCAGGUAAGCCACGUAACAGGAGGGCCAGCCUGCCAGGAGGAUCCCACUCAGGGUUCCAGCUACCAAGUCCCAGGAACGCCGCCUGGCCCGCACCCCAGCCUCUGGUCAGAAGGCAAGGCCCUGCUGCCGUCCUCCACUCU
Messenger RNA from Myotis daubentonii (Daubenton's bat), 1010 nucleotides. Its product is annotated as E3 ubiquitin-protein ligase RNF220. Gene Ontology annotation, biological process: protein ubiquitination. Gene Ontology annotation, molecular function: ubiquitin protein ligase activity. NCBI's taxonomy places the organism in Eukaryota, Metazoa, Chordata, Mammalia, Chiroptera, Vespertilionidae. The record is from RefSeq and is a predicted model, not a curated record.